This is a messenger RNA of Daucus carota subsp. sativus, 2074 nucleotides long. RefSeq names its product beta-bisabolene synthase. The coding region runs from base 44 to 1813 and encodes 589 amino acids. The transcript has 7 exons. The record is from RefSeq and is a predicted model, not a curated record. NCBI's taxonomy places the organism in Eukaryota, Viridiplantae, Streptophyta, Magnoliopsida, Apiales, Apiaceae. Gene Ontology annotation, molecular function: magnesium ion binding; terpene synthase activity. Gene Ontology annotation, biological process: diterpenoid biosynthetic process.
AUACCACAAACACACAAGCAAUUCACCAAAAGUAGCUCGGUAAAUGGUAAUGGCUGUCCAAGGUCUGUUUUCAAGCUUCUUACUUGCUGCACCUCCCCGCAUUCCUCCUCUUCCUUUUGCAAGAACUGGUUCCAAAAUUUGCGCAACUAAACCCGUUCAAUGCAUCAAAACAACUGAUGUCCCGCAUCAAGGUUCUGGCUCCCGAAGAAAUGCUAACUAUCCACCAAGUUUCUGGGAUUACAAUCUAAUCAAGUCACUAUCCAGUGAUUAUAAUGAAGAGAAAUAUGUAAAGCAGGUGGAUGAGUUGAAGGAUGAUGCGAAGCUUCUGAUCCAUGCAGACACGGAAACACCAUUGGCCAAGCUUGAGUUGCUUGACUCAGUGCAGAGGCUAGGGCUGAAGCAUCUCCUGAAGAAAGAUAUAAAGCAAGCAGUUGAUGCUAUUUAUAAUAAUAGCGUGGAUGCAUGGUUGAGUGAUGAUCUUCAUUCAACAGCUCUACGAUUUAGGAUUCUUCGGGAACAUGGAUAUGCAGUGUCGCCUGAUGUGUUCCUGAGGUUCACCAAUGAGGAAGGAAACUUCAAGGAAAAUCUUUGCGGGGAUGUGAAAGGGUUGCUCAGCUUGUACGAAGCAUCGUUCUUUGGUUUCAAAGGCGAGGACAUCAUUGAUAAGGCCAAGGCCUUUUCAACAACACACUUGAAGAAUGCUGUAGAAAGGGAGAUAUCGCCAGACAUGGCAAGAAGAGUGAACCAUGCCUUAGACAUGCCUUUGCACUGGAGAUUAGCAAGGGUUGAGGCAAGAUGGUACAUUGAUACUUAUGAGCAUGAGCACAACAUGCUUCCGAAUUUGCUUAAGUUAGCCAAGUUGGACUACAACAUAAUCCAAUCGGUUUAUCAGAAGGAAGUCAGCAAAUUAGCAAGUUGGUGGGUAGACAUUGGUUUGCAAAAGAUGACCUUUGCAAGAGACAGGCUAGUAGAACAUCAUUUCUGGUGCAAUGGAAUAGUUUCGGAUCCUGAGUAUAGUGAUUUUCGAAUCAUGACAACCAAAGUGAUUUCCUUGGUAACAAUCAUUGAUGAUAUGUACGAUGUAUAUGGCUCUUUGGAUGAGUUGGAGUUGUUUACAGAUUUUGUUGAAAGAUGGGAUAUUACUCAAAUCGACAAGCUCCCAAUGAACAUAAAGACUGUUCUUCUUGCAAUGUUUAAUACCACAAAUGAAAUCGGAUACUGGACAAUGCAAGAGCGAGAUUUUAACAUCUUGCCUUAUUUAACCAAACAAUGGGUAAAUUUGUGCAAAUGUUAUCUUAAAGAAGCAAAGUGGUAUCAUUCGGGACACAAGCCCACGUUACUGGAAUAUUGGGAAGUUGCCGCAGUUUCAAUUGGAGUACAAAUCCUGUUGUUCUGUGCUUAUUUCCUAACUGCCGAGAAGAUUAAUGUGGAGGCUUUAGAUUACGUAGACAAAGUUCCUAGUAUCAUGUGGUGCCCCUCCAUGAUUGUUCGGCUCACCAACGAUUUGGGAACAUCAGCUGCUGAAAUGGCACGAGGAGAUACUCUGAAGUCAGUCCAGUGCUACAUGAAUGAUACCGGUGCAAGUGAAGAAGUGGCGCGAAAAUAUGUUGAGGAAAUGGUGCAUGAGACAUGGAAGAUUCUGAACAAAGAUUUGCUGGAAGAGUAUCCUUUCGGCGAAGUAUUUGUGGCCGCCAAUCCGGAUAUGGCGCGGGCAGGGCAGACCUUCUAUCAGUACGGAGAUGGACAUGGCAACCCUCAACACCGGACCAAGGAUCAUUUGAGUGCGUUAUUGGUGGAACCCUUCACACUCUGAGCCAGUGAUGGAAACAACUGCAGCUUGGCUCCUAUGACUUGUUGUAGGCCACUUUAUAAAGCCAAAUUCAUGUCUGCAGUCAGUACUAUGAAAUAAAUCCCAUCUGUAUCAGAUUUAUUGUCAUUUUCUAUGAAUGAUUCAUGUGAUUUAGAUGGGCUCCUGAUGACUUGUUGUACGUCAAGUUAUAAGCCCAAUUUCAUGUCUGCAUCAGUAUUAUGAAUACUUUAAUCCCAUCUUUAUCAGAUUUAUUGUCAUUUUCUA